AUGGACAAGGAUACUAUGGAAUUUACGUUGCCGCCGGCCCCUCGAGGUCUUUGUUUUGACCGAAAUGAUUUUGUCAAGACUAAUUUUUCUGUGGAUAAUUUUCUUGCGGAUCAUCAAAAUGUGGCCUCUUUAGAAACUAUGCGCGAUGAUCUAGGCGUAUACCUUAAAGUACUAAGGCUGGCUAUGAUAGAGUUAAUUAACAAAGAUUACGCUAACUUCGUUAAUCUAUGUGCAACGUUAAUCGGCUUUGAUAAGGCAAUAGUGAAAAUUCAAGUGCCGUUAGAGCAGUUAAACGAAGAAGUCUUU
Molecule: messenger RNA, 306 nt
Organism: Iphiclides podalirius (scarce swallowtail)
Lineage: Eukaryota; Metazoa; Arthropoda; Insecta; Lepidoptera; Papilionidae
Source: the annotation of a GenBank genome assembly